This is a messenger RNA of Corythoichthys intestinalis (scribbled pipefish), 3429 nucleotides long. RefSeq names its product IQ motif containing E (gene iqce). Gene Ontology annotation, molecular function: protein binding. The record is from RefSeq and is a predicted model, not a curated record. Bases 435 to 2423 code for a protein of 662 amino acids. The transcript has 22 exons. NCBI's taxonomy places the organism in Eukaryota, Metazoa, Chordata, Actinopteri, Syngnathiformes, Syngnathidae.
CUGUGGUGUGGUCGCCUGGUGGCACUGGUUGGUUGCUAGACGACCCGAUGUGAAACAAGUAACUUCAUUAACGAGGCAAAAACGAGUAACCGCCACUUGCAGAUGCAAUAUCGCCAGCAUGGAAUACCGGCAGCGUUUAAGCGGAGAAGGUGGACGACUUAAUACGGAGUGAGCGUGCAACACUGCAGUCCUUUUGAUUGGGAACGGCUCAAUGCUAGCGAUGCUACUGUACUAUUCAAGAAAAUGAAGAACGAGUUUAUCCAAGGACCGUGACAGUAGUUUUGACAGCCACUGUAGUGGUUCCACCAUUGACACGUUGACUUUUGCCGCCAGAAAAUACACGUGACAUGCAGCCUACUCCUGUCUCUGGGUCCACUCGAGUGCUACCAGAGGCUGACAUGUCCAUCUAACACGCACCCUUGUCAGCCGCCAUCAUGUCAGCGGUGGCGAGUGACACUCCAACAGAUGAAGACUACGAGACACCACAUAAGAAAUCAGGGAAGCCUCCCAGUUUUCUCAGGUCCCCGUACCGUUCAAGCCUUAGUAUGAAUCACAGGAAAGCGGCAUUGUCAGCCUGGAAGAUGCCAAGGGCAUCUUUUAGCGACACUCCCGGUGGGGAGACGGUCCCGGCUCGCUUCACGUCCCUCAGCAACCACCACGAACUGAGAUCAGAUUGGGACUUGACGCCAGAGUUUCCUAGACAUACCUUGCCCACCAGAAAACAUAUUCAGCGUUCAUCACACUACAUUUCCAGAGAGAAGGAAGAGAUGUAUAAUGAGAUCACACUUCUCAAGAAGAGUCUCCACGAGCAGAAGUCUGACAACCAGAAGAUGAAAGUCAAGCUUAGGCGUCUGGAAGAUGACAAUGUGAAGAGGGAAAAGCAGCUGGAGGAGCUAUUGGAUCCCACCAAUAGGUCCGAGUACAUACGCAGUUUGGUGGACAAGAAGCAUGAGGGCAGUGUGGUGGUAAAUGGUCUGAAACAGAGAAUACUGAAGCUAGAGCAGCAAUGUCGAGAAAGGGAAAACGCCAUUGGAAACCUGCAAAGUGAGUUAAGGGCUACUAACCUCUAUGAGAUGAGGACGACUAUCAGGAACUAUUAUGAAGAGAUCCAGAGACUGAGGCUGCUUUUGGAAGCUACAGAAAAAAGCGGUCUAUCAGAGAGUAAAGCGUUCCGCAAGCAGCAGAAGGCAUUGAGCUCCACUGUGCUACGUCUGUCGGAGGACCUCAAGCAACUGCAACUUGAAAACACCAAGCUCACAGAGGAGCUAGACACAGACUGUCCAGCCGCUGGCAUCAAAGGGUACAAAGAGUGGAGCAAACAUAGGCUUUUGAGGCGACUGCUUGAACUGGAGAAGAGGCUGGAAGAAAAAAACGCUCUAAAAGCAAGGUAUCGAUCAGAUCAGCCCUGUCAGACCACACCCGCCGUCGUUGAGCAAAGGGAGGUUCAGACCACGCCACCUGAGUGCCUGGACCUGGCUGUCCAGACCAUGGCUGUGUACACUGCUGACGCAGUAACAGAGACCCUAGAGGAAGAUGAUGUGUCAAGCCUAAAAGGAUGUUUGGAGCAGUUGGAGGCGGAAAGGACGCAGCUGCAGGCGGCGCUGACCAGUAAUGAAGAGGAAGUGAGAUGGCUAAGGACUCAACAGCAAGAAGUGGAGCAAAAAUCACGACUGCAGCACAACGAUGAAGUUGGGGAUUUAAAGAGGGAAAAAGAGGAGCUGGAAAAGCGACUGGAACGCUGGAGAACUGAGCAGACGAGCGAACGAGAAAUAGAGAAAAGGCGGCAUCAGGAGGAAGUGCUACAGCUGAGCAGCGAAAAAGAACAAGAAGCUGAAGGAUGGCGGUGUCAAAUGGAAAGAGAGCGACAGAAGCAAGAAAAGGAGCUGAGGCAGUUGAGGUCUCUGGUCCAAACUCUGAAGGAGACGGGAAAUAAUGCCUGUGAUGCUCCUGUCAUUGAUGAGGCGGAUGACGAUGACCAAGGGUUUGAGGGACACGAAGGCCUGAAGCUAGAUUCAGAAAACCUUGCCACAAGAAGGAAGUCCACAAGUGAAGUUCUUCAGGCUGGAGAUUCCACAAAUCCACAGGAUGGAGAAACCCUAGAUGAGAGCUCGCUUGUCAGCAUCCAGGCUGCAUUCCGUGCCCACCUGGCUCGCACUCAAUACAUUGAACAGAGGUUUCCAGGAGGAGCCGCAUCAGAAUUUGAAGACAAUAUAGGUGCUGCAUGCGCUAAAAUGUGCAUAAACGAGGAGGAAGAGCUGCUGCCCGUCUCCAGGCCUCCUAGAACGCAGACACCGCCAAAAGCCCGAUUCCAGCUUGACGCAGUAAACGCCGACUCGGAGGACAUGGACAACUCUGACGAUUCGGACGACAUCAUUGUGGCUGAGUCCUACCCUCGGAGAAACCGAGAAGCCAGGCUCUUGUGACUGCAAAUGGAAAUCAGGCUUGGGGAACCCUGGAUUAUUGCGUCAUGUUUAUGGACUGUAAAUUCAUCGCUGAACUUCCUUUUGACAGCGGAACACUUGCGUGAAAUCCAUCAUUCCUGUCUCCAAAGUGCCUAAAAAUGUGGAAAUUCCUAUAUUACAUCUGACAGCAAUAAAGAUGUUAUUUUUCUUGUACUGAGUAAACCGCACUGGAAAAAUGACUGAAUGAUCCUCAGUGACAUGUUUUUAAAUGCCUUAUACUUGUAUACACUAUAUUAUUCAAAAAGAUGGAUCACAGUUAUUUAGGGACUAUGUUCAGAUUUUAAUAUUUUGUAACAUUUGAAUUUAGUUUCCUUGUUUUUAUAAGGCUUUCAAAUUUCAAUUUAGGGAAGAUAUCUAAUAAAUUGAAAUUCACCUGGAAAAUGUUAUUUUUUCGCCUUGUUUUCUUUUUCUCUACCUUAAUAGAAAAGAUUUUGCUGUCACAUGUAGUUUCAAAUAUUCUUAAUGCAAUUAUUCUUAAAACAAUCCUAAGUACAACAAUGUUGGAGAGAAAAAUAGGAAAGGUUUUGUAAGUUCUCACAUUUCUGAAUCAACUAGUGAAAGUGGAUGUUCAUGGAUACACUAAACAGACAGAAAAAAACUAAAUUUGUCAUUUCAGAAUUCCCACUCUUCCAAUAUUAAAUAAUCCACAAACUAAUACUCAAACAAGCAGUUUGAGUAAAUGUACAUGUUCUGAGACAAAAACCAAAACAAAAACUGAAGCAUGCUUGAAAAUAUAUUUUAAAAUAACAAAAACGUCUGGAGUACCGAUUCAAAUUAAUUUUUCUUUUGAACCACUAAAUACAAUUUUGCUUAAACUAAUACCAAACAAACAACUGGUUCCAUAUUUUAAUUGAAAACAACCUGAAACUUUACAGGACAUUGAGGAAAAAAAACUAAGUGAACCCAGUGGUUUACUAGUCUCAUGAGUUGACCUGCAUUGAACAGUUACCUCUAGCUAAUGAUCAAA